Molecule: messenger RNA, 621 nt
Organism: Spirometra erinaceieuropaei
Lineage: Eukaryota; Metazoa; Platyhelminthes; Cestoda; Diphyllobothriidea; Diphyllobothriidae
Source: the annotation of a GenBank genome assembly
AUGGACAAUUUUGCUUAUCUCGGAUGCAUACUUUCCAACAGCACCAAAAUCGAUGACGAGGUGGCCCACCGGAUCUCUAAUGUCAGUCAAGCCUUCGACCGGCUGCAGAACUCCGUGUGGAAUCACCACGGCCUCCAACUGAAUACCAGACUGAAGGUAUACGAGGCCGUCGUCCUGACGACACUUCUCCACGAAGCGGAAGCCUGGACCGUCUACUCCAACCAUGUCAAGAAACUCAGCUGCCUUCGCAUAAUACUGAAGCUGAGAUGGCAAAGCAGGAUUCCCGGCACAGAAGUCCUAGAACGGACAGGCAUCCUCAGCAUUCAGGCCAUGUUGAGGCAAAUGCAGCUACGUUGGAGCGGCCAUCUCGUGUGGGUCGACAACACACAUCUACCGAAGCAACUCUUCUUUGGUGAUGUCGCCACGAGUACUCGUCAACAAGAACAAAGACGACGCUACAAGGGUACUCUGAAGGACUCUCUGAAACCGCUGCAGAUCAACCUGGGGACCUGGAAGGACCUCGCCCGGAAGAGACCGGCAUGGCGAAGAGAAGGGAAGACCAGCGUCGCCAUUUACGAAGCAAACUGGAUCGCCCCUACCAAAACCAAAAGAGAGGCUUGA